AAUGUAAACAACGGCGGAUUGUGUCAACACGUGUGGAAUGGGGAUCAAAAAUUGGCUUUUUCGUGUUAUCCCUGAUGAUCUGUGAUAAAAAACGAAAAUGUACUCUUCAACGAAGAACGCUGCUGUCGAUCGUUUACUCAGCCUGUUAUCAGAGUCUUGAAGUACUCAACUGUUUCGCAACCUUCCGUCUCUAUACUAAAUUUUGAUUUAUCAUUCACCCUCUUACCCUCUGAAGUUUCAUCGCAUUCAGUUGACUCGAAAGUUACUUCCUUUGUUCUGGAAUGGCUUAUUACGACUAUGAUUAUGAUGAUGAACAUAUGGAUGAAGAUGAAGACGGUGGUGACAACUCUUUCAGCAUAAAUUUCUCUGAAAAUUUCUACUUCUGUGUAAAACCAGUUGUGAAUGUGUGGGUGAAACACUUCUGCAUAUUAGCCUGUGCCUGUUUUGCCACAAAACUAGCUGCUUACUUAUUUUUCAGAUGGAGACAUAUCUUUUCCAUAAUCUUUGGAACAGCAGUUCUGUAUUAUUUUUUUGAUUGGCUACUUUUCUUCAUUAUAUCUCAUGUUGUUGUCAGUUUUAUCUACUUGGAAUUUCUCAUGAAAUCAAAUACCAAACGGAAUGCUCAUCUUCUCACUCUUUGCACUGUGAUUUUUCUGAUAAGUUGUGAGUUUCUGAUGAAAUCUACCCUUUGGCAAAAAAUCCGAGGCCCCCACAUGCUCAUUGCCAUGAAAACAAUUUCUCUAGUGUAUGAUCACAGCUCGUCCUCACAAAAAGCUCUGCCGGGAAUUCAGGAAUAUCUUGGAUACACUCUAUCUCCAGGUUCUAGUGUCUUCGGACCUUGGAUAUCUUACAAAGAUUAUUUGGUCUUUUUCGAAGUCAAUUAUUUUUCUUGGAAGUGGUGCGAGAAAAUUCUUGAAAGGUCUUUUAUCUCUCUGAUCCACCUCCUUUUCUCAGCGUGUUGGUUUGAUCUACUCUUACCCGUUCAUUGGCAUCAUUGGGUUUUCCUUUAUCGUAGAGCGAUCACCAUACGAUUUAGUCAUUAUUUCAUCUCGUCUCUCUCGGAAGCAGCAAACAUGCUUGCUGGAGGUCGAAUAGAAACUAGAGUUACCUCGCCUUUAGAAAUAGAAUUACCGUAUUCAAUGAUGCAGGUUGUGAAGCAUUGGAACAUACCCAUGCAUAGAUGGUUGAAACAAUAUGUUUUCCGCGUCUCGCAAGAAUUUGGCUCAUUCUUUGCUGUCCUUGCAACUUAUGUAGUUAGUGCCUCCUUGCAUGGAUUCAACUUUCGUUUGGCUGGGAUUCUGAUCUCUUUAGGAUUUUAUUCGUAUGUUGAAUAUAUUUUUAGAAAAAAAUUAUCUAUCAAGUGGAAUGCUUGCAUUUCAGCUAAACCGUGUCCAACAUACUGUGAAAAGCAUGAGCAUACCGAGCGAAAAAUUGCGGUCAAAUUUUUCAAUACUCUGUUUACCUUUCUCAACAUUUUCCAUUUAGUGUACCUAGGAAUUCUUCUAGAUUUCAACACUGAUAAAGAACAAUAUAACUCAAUGGAAACUUUCAAUGACUGGAAAGAUCUAAACUACAUCAGUCAUGGUGUAGCGUUGGGUAUGUUUUUUCUCCAUACCCUAAUUCGAGCAUUGUGAAAUUCACAAUAUAAAGUGGAUACAUCAAAUACUUAAUUAUGACGAUUCAUUCGCAAUCAUUCGUGAACCAUCAAAUUCUUUCUUGCUUGGAAUGCUACCUGUAGUGCCACUGUUUGGUGGACCGCAAAAUAUUAAGUAGAAGGAGGGCUAUGACUACUCUGGAGGUUAGGACUCAGAUAGGCUGUUACAAAAGGUCGCCUGUCCUCAGCUUAGCAUUGAAAGUAUGUAAAUGCAAGAAUUACGAUACCGGAUUAUCUGUCGCAGUUUAAAAAUGCAUAAACUUGUCAGGUAUGGACUCUGUGCUUUUCUAAAAAAAUUUAAACCUUACAUUACUUCUGACUUUAAUCAGCAAUUGAGUUAUGAGUGUUAUUCGAUAAAAACAUUUUGUGCGAUAAAAAAUCCUAAAUUUUAAGAUGAUAUUUUUUAGGUGUUAUAAGUUCAAUUAAGAAGUAAUACAAGAAAAUAAAAAUAGUGUUAAAAGUGACUGACUCAAUCACUCUUUCUCUGACAAUCUAAGUUAAAAUAAUAGUGGGUGUAUUGUAUUGACCCAAUCAGGGUUAGUUCUUGAAUUUUUAGGAAUUUAAAGGAUGACUUAUAAAGUGUGAGAUGUUUUCUACUUAUGGGAUUUCACCAAACCGUGCCACUUUAAUUUUUGUCUUGCAUACAUAAAAUAUUUGUCCAUGUAACUUUUGUGGUAAAUAUGUUAGUAUCUGCCACAAAAACUGUGUAACUCGUGUCAGAUAAGUUAGCAAUUCUUUACUUUUGACCGUUAUAUGACAGUCUUAGCAAUAUCCCCUCGGAGGGAGAUAUUGGUUCUUGGUAUCUGCACACAAUGGCAGCAUAGCAUCGUCUUUGCAUGUGGUCAUUCCUCGAUCACUAUCAGAUGGCUGCAGCGCAGUUGCUUGCAAAUGGAAAGUAUACAACUGUUAACUCGUCUGUCGCAAGCUCCAGUACCUAUUUACCACAGUUUUGGUCACAAUUCACCAUCUAUCAUUUUAGAACCUUCUCAGGGAUUGGAGAGAUGAGCAAUAUUUUGCCUAUAAAUCAAGUAAGUAAUUAUUUUCAAUGAAAAUCUAUAAUAGAAAGGAAAACACUAGAUUUUCUAUGAUGAAACACUGGCGACUAGCCUUUAUCUUACUUACAAAACUGUUCGGUUCUCCAGAGUGUAAAUAUGAUUAAUUGUCAUCUUGUCUCCAUUGUUAAUACUUUUUUAAGAGGCUUUAAUAUAUAGUCCAUUUUUGUUCUUUUUAAUCUUGUGAUAUUAAAUUAGGUUUUCUGUUGGUAAAAACUUUUCUACCAAACCAAAUGUUUUCCAUAAAUUUCUUUAUUUUUGCUCCUUUCAGUUUUAAGUAAAUCUAGUUUUUACACAGUCAAAUUUCUGAGGUAUAAUUCUCUCUUGUAGCUAAAAUGUAAUAAAGAACUUUUGUGAAGGAAAA
This is a messenger RNA of Bemisia tabaci, 3070 nucleotides long. It is a transcript of the gene por, whose product is annotated as Protein-serine O-palmitoleoyltransferase por. Gene Ontology annotation, molecular function: palmitoleoyltransferase activity; Wnt-protein binding. Lineage: Eukaryota; Metazoa; Arthropoda; Insecta; Hemiptera; Aleyrodidae. The record is from RefSeq and is a predicted model, not a curated record. Gene Ontology annotation, biological process: Wnt protein secretion; protein palmitoylation; lipid modification. Gene Ontology annotation, cellular component: endoplasmic reticulum; membrane.